Messenger RNA from Solea solea (common sole), 2739 nucleotides. RefSeq names its product retinal homeobox gene 2 (gene rx2). Gene Ontology annotation, biological process: positive regulation of transcription by RNA polymerase II. The record is from RefSeq and is a predicted model, not a curated record. Gene Ontology annotation, molecular function: DNA-binding transcription factor activity, RNA polymerase II-specific; RNA polymerase II cis-regulatory region sequence-specific DNA binding. Bases 840 to 1817 code for a protein of 325 amino acids. The transcript is spliced from 4 exons. NCBI's taxonomy places the organism in Eukaryota, Metazoa, Chordata, Actinopteri, Pleuronectiformes, Soleidae.
AAUGUGAUGUAAAUCUUUAAAUCACAAGUGACUCAUUUUGUCUGCCAUCCCAGGAGCAGUGGUGCUCAUAAAGAAUUAGGUGCCCACUUGAAUUAAAGCAUUUCAUGAGCAAAAGUCACUACAGUGUGUAGCCGCUCAAACUAAAAGCCCAUCCCCGUGUUUGUUCUCCCUGACAUUGUCUGUAAUGAAAGGAUUAGCGAAAACUCUCAGUACACGCCAUUAUCUUUCAAACAAUAGAUUUUUUUGAAAGAAAGUUUUGUCGGGGCUUCAUUAGCAAUGGCCUCCCUCUGUGGUCUGAAUGCAGGACACAUUUGGAGCAAUUACUUGACCAGAAAACAACUGUCAGUCAUUCUUAAAGGGGAAGGAUUCCAAUUAAUAAACCUCUUCAACCCUUUGGUUUUACUGCCAUUUGCCCCCUGAUGAUUUGGUGUCUUGUGCGGCAGAGGAGAGUUUUUCCAGCAGAGGACAACAUUACAUUACACACACGUCCAAGAGUAGGUCCUUUGCUCACUUGUCUGCAGGGGAUUUCAGGGAUUUAAAUGGGAGUGCCUACAGUAGAUGUUGGUGUCAUUAGUCUACUUAUGGACUCGGGGGACACCAUGUGCGUUGCAUAGUCUAUAGUAGGAACCUGGAGGAAGAAAAGCAACUUUGCUCUCCAGUUGUGAAGAAAAUACGUUGAACUUUACGGAACUUUUUCCCUGAAUGAUAUAUCCCUCAUGCUUCACAUACAUCUACUCUACUCAACAUAAAGAGCUCAACGGUUGCUUGGCCUCGUCUCACUUGGCAGCCAUUUCAUUUUCAUUCAAGGAAGAGCAAGAGUUUUUUAACAAGAAGAUCGGAUGCAUUUGUCAAUGGAUACCCUGGGAAUGGUGGACGAUAAUUGCCUAGACAACUAUGACAUUGCAAAAGGUGCCGGGUCAAGCACUGGAGGCCGGGUCCACAGUAUUGAUGUCAUACUCGGAUUCACUAAAGACCAGGACCCUUUACUGCAUUCAAUAGGAGUUGGCGAUAGCCAAAAAGACAGUGAAGAAAACCCACAGCGUCCUGAGACGCAGGUCCCGCUGGAUCCAUAUGGAAACCAUCCAGAACUGGGCGACAGCUCCCAACAUUCGUCCUACCAUGAAUCAGAACUUUUCUCAGGCGACAAGUGUGACGAAAAAAUGGGCGACCUGCAGGAGAACGUGGACGUCGAUGAUGGUUCUCCAGAGAGCAUGAAAGAGGAACAGUAUAGUAAAAAGAAACACAGGAGAAAUCGCACCACUUUCACCACCUACCAGCUCCAUGAGCUGGAGCGGGCCUUCGAGAAGUCUCAUUACCCAGACGUCUACAGCCGAGAGGAGUUGGCAAUGAAGGUCAACUUGCCCGAGGUUCGAGUUCAGGUGUGGUUCCAGAACCGAAGAGCCAAGUGGAGACGUCAAGAAAAGAUGGACACUAGCACCAUGAAACUCCAUGAUUCCCCUGUGUUAUCUUUCAGUCGCCCCCCAAUGCCUCCCAACUCUGGUCAAGUGGCAAACCCGAUGCCCCUAGACCCUUGGUUGACCUCGCCCAUUUCUAGUGCCACACCUAUGCAUACCAUCCCAGGGUUCAUGGGCUCACCACAGGGUUUGCAGCCUGCCUAUCCAAGCCACAGCUUCCUCAAUACUCCAGCUGGCAUGGUCCAAGGUAUGCAGACCAUGGGCCCGACUCCUUACCAGUGUGCACCCAGCUACAGCGAUAAAUACCCAAUGGAAGACGACAGGAGUUCCAGCAUUGCAGCACUCAGGAUGAAGGCCAAAGAGCACCUUCAUUCAAUGGAUAAAACCUGGCAGCACAUGUGAGCUCAUCUGUGAGGAACCACGGACACAUGGUUGAGUUUCAUCGCUCAAUGUUUACAGACUGAUUUUCUCGUGUUUGUAAAAGACACAUGCUACCAAAGGAGUUUGACUGUCUGCUGUUUUUCACUGAUGCUAAUGCUGCGUUCCAUUUACAUCGGAACUCAGAACUGGGAGAACCCCGUGUUCCAGUUAAGAAGCAAGAAAAUGUAUCUCGGGUUAGCCAUUUUUAGCAAUACCAGUCGAUAACGAUGCUCCACAUGGUUUUAGCGCAUACACACAUUCAUUUAUUCACCGUCUAUCCUCCAAUCCCAGUUGACAUAGGGUGAAAGGCGGGGUACACCGUGGACAGGUUGCCAGCCCAUUCACUCUCAGUGUCCCAUUAAACUCAGCAUGUUUGUGGACUACGGGAUGAAGCUGGAGAACCUGGAGAAAGGUCACGCACACACGGAGAGAACAUGCAAACUCCAUGCAGAAGUUUGCGUGUUGCAUGCCUUCUUUUUGCUGCAAAGGCAACAGCGAUUAACCGGUGCACCACUUCACCACCCGUGUGCACAUAGCAACAUGUCUGUGGUAAAACAGAAAACAGUGCGAUGUGUACAAAUAAUUUACUGCAAAACAAAUACGACAGAAGUAACAGAAACAGUUGCAGUGUUUCUUUGGUGGCAGCCCCCUUGGAAUCCCAUGUUGAGGUUGGUGUGGAUACUCCCAGUUUCCGAGUUGUAAAUUCCGAGUUCCGACGGUAAAUGGAACGUACCAUAAUAAGUGACUCUCACGUUGGACUUGAGUUUUUUUUUACAUUAAACAUGACCCAUCUUUGGUUUAAAUCUCAUUGAUAUUGGUUGAGCUUCAGCAUGAAUGUUUCGACGUUUGAAAUUCAGUUUUACGUACACUUUUCAACAAGUACACACCUUAGUCUUAAUGUCUU